UACAGUCUGGAUUCCCUGAUAAUUGGCCCUGGGGACACAUCAUUACUCCCAGACCUGAUGGAAGGACUGACCUAGCCAUGUGUGAGUCAUAUGAGGGGCGUGGUCAGGGGCCCUCCAUUGAUGAGUUUGAUCCGCUGAGGAAUAACACUUCCUCUCUCUCUCCUCCCUCCUGUGUCGUUACCAUGGAAACCUCCACUCCCCAAUCUAUGCCCCGCCUACCAUACGACCCCCCAGUCCCCCCGAGGGCAGACCCCAGGGGGCCUCCCUUGCUGAUCCCGUUUGACAAACCAGUCAGACCAUGUUUAUCAGAAACUAACAUAUCGCAACUCCAAUUAGAGCACAGGUUGGCCACACCUCCUGGCCUCUCCCCCUUAGCCUCCGCCCAGUCUCAAGAGACUCUUGAUGAUUGUGUAAUCCGCAGACGGAGUGUUAAAGAAUCGACACCUUCGCCCGGUAACCUCACACCUCGGUUUCCACGGGAACGACCUCAAGGAUUCCAUUUAAUGCCCAGCCCUUCAUCGGAGAUCACUAAUCCUUUUAAUAAAGAGGGCGUGGCUCAAGAGGAUGAGGUGUGGCGGAGGAAGGAGGUGGAGGAUGAAGCUAACUUCUUUCUAGUGAACAGUUUCUCUGAACUGGAGAUGACCCCAACAGCUCCUCCUGAUAGGAAGGGCAGUGGGUCCUCCAUUAAAAGGACAGCCUCUCUGGAUGACCUUGAUGAGCGUAGACCAGUUGAUUCGUAUGAAGUCCUGGACUACAAGCAGAGAAGGAUGAGACAGGGUGGCUCUAUAGCCUCAUCUACUGCUAAUACUAUUGGGGGUGGGGUAGAAAUACGCCCACUUCCUGUACCGGCCAGUGUACCAAAGAACAUGUCCCAUCGGUCCCCUCACCACAUAUCAGCUCCUACUGUCACCUCUCAGUCUAUCUCCAGUCCACAGACUAAGAGCAACAAGUUUCACGGGAAGAAGUCCAAGUCUCCUGGUGCUGCUCCAGUGGAUGGUAACAGCAAGUGGGUCUCCAGGUAUCAUCCUGGAGUCCUCCUGUUGAAAGGAUCCAUGAGAGACUGUUUGAUACAAAGGGAACUGCACGAGAGGGAGAAUGACUUCUGUGUCAGGGAACCAUUGAC
Messenger RNA from Amphimedon queenslandica, 1123 nucleotides. RefSeq lists its product as uncharacterized. The annotation marks the transcript as partial. The transcript is spliced from 4 exons. The record is from RefSeq and is a predicted model, not a curated record. Lineage: Eukaryota; Metazoa; Porifera; Demospongiae; Haplosclerida; Niphatidae.